GUUGACGGUUAGGUAGCUUACCACUGAUCUCUGUGGUGUAUGGAAUUUCAUUGACAAUUGGUAGGAAAGAAAAUUACCGAUGGCCGAUUUAUUCGAUAUAGCAAAUUUAAUUACGACGGUGGGUGUAGACGCGGUUAAAAUUAAAUCGGAGCCAGGGUUACCCGAAAAAUCGUCAAAUGAAAUUUUGACCGAACUUUUUAGUACGUUUGACGCCGAUGAAGGAAUAAUUUCACCUGGAAGCGGCGAUAACGAGAUUGCCAAAGAUAUCAGUGUAAAGAGCGAAAAAUCGGAUAAGCUUAAGAAGAAAAAGAGCAAGAAGAAGCACAAGCAUAAGGAUAAAAAACACAAGAAGAAAACUAAGAAACAUUCAUCCGAUAGCGACAGCGAGGCUGAAGAUGACUCGAAGAAGCGAAAAAAACAUAAAAAGAAAUCUAAACGCAAGCGAGAUACUUCGUCGAGUCGAACUUCCGAAUCGGAUGAGCAGAAACGAAAAGUACAAAAGAUUGAUAGUGAUGGCUUUAAGAAGAACUCCAAAAUAAGUGAAAACUACUUUAACGAUGAAUUUGAUGCAACUACUAAUGGUAAUGCGAAUAAGAACGUUUCAAAGCUUGCAGAAAAUGCUUUGAUCAAAACAGAGCCAGGAUUAGCAAUGCCUGAGCAUUCAGUGCAUCAACAACAUGAGGCACUUUUGGAACCAUCAAGUCCCCGGCAACCUUUUGUAGCAAGUAAAACUAACAAGGAUAACUUGGAGGACAUAGUCAUGCCAAGAUUACUUGAAAAUCCGAAGCAGGGAGCAGCAGGAAAAAUUCUUAUCAAGGAUCUGAAGCAUAGCGUGGUUUACAGUGAAGUCGUGAAAGAAGUUGAGAACAAGGCAAGAGAAAAGGCUGCUCGCAUGGAAGAUGGCGAACUGUCUGACAGCAGUGGCAACGAUAGAACUCCAACGCUGAGUCCAAGUCCCUCACCAUGCGAUAAUCAUGGAACGCCAUCCUUGAGUCCAGAAUCAAAUAAAUCAAUUGUGAGAACGCCAAGUCCAAUGCUAAGGCUGCAGCAAGUGGGUGUAACACUAAGAAAUGAUCUGCGGAUGAUUUUAAAGGAGAAGGAAAAGAAGCGUCGGGAGGAAAUAAAGUCCAAGUUGAGAAACGGCAAACAGGAAAGAGAAGACAAGACGCGUAGAGAUUCCAACGACAAAGGUCACGAAGAAAAACAUCACCGCAAAAGCGGGUCUCGUGAGAGAAAAAGAUCCAAGUCAAAAAGCCAUUCCAGAUCUCAGCGCAGCAGGAGUAAUGGCAAGGAAAGAUCUAGGGAAAAAAGCAGAGACAGACGAGAUAGGGAGAGAAGCAGAGAUAGGUGGGAUCACGAAUGGAACAGGGACAGACGGAAAGUCAGCAAAGACGGAGACAAGGAUAGGUACAGAAGCAGGAGUCGGGAUAGAAGCAGAGACAGGCGCAAUAAUCGUGGAAGAACGCGGAGCCGAGAAAGAAAAGAAAGAAUAGAAAUUGACAAAAAAAAGCUGCUCGAAAUCGCUAGAAAGAAUGCUAUAAGUAUGAUUCAGCAGGGAACACUUCCGCUUGCUCAACAAGACAAAGUGAUUGCCGCUAUUCAAGCUGGAGGAAAGUCGGUCGACGAACUCACAGAUUUUUGCAAAUCCCUAUCAAAAUCCGAAGCCUUGGGUGAACUGUCCAGCAUAUCUUCGGACGACGAUGGCAGUAAUUCUGAAAAAGGCUUUCAUCAUCCUUUCCUUGUCAAAGAUAGGCCCAAUUCAAUAAUCAUGAAUAUUCGGGAUGCAAAACAGUUACCAACAAAAACAUUCCAAGAAAAAGCGGCAGAGUCGUCGACCCAGUUACGAUUACAAUUUCCAGUUUCUAGUGGACAACAUCACAGAAAAACUGAGAACGAGUGGGUACCAGUUAACCCAAAGAAGCCCGAACCAAAGAAGCCAACUGCUCCAGUGACAGCUCCACCUGAGCCGCUUGCAAUAAUGCCAGCGCCAACACAAUCGCCAGCACCUGUACCUGCACCUGCGCCUAUACCUACACCUGCCCCCACACCUGCACCACAAUCGCCUGUAUUUUCACAGCCUUCCCUAUUGAAGAAUGUUGAUAUAGGCUGCAUCGUAUCUCAGAGAUUAGCCGCGAUGAGAAAACUCAGAGAAAAUCCAAACGACGUCCAAGCAUUGAAUGAAAUGUACAGAGCUCAAAAUGGGAUGAAAAGUUGGGCUGAGAGUAAACAGAUGCCAGGUCAGUUCACGGGUAGCACUGGAGUCAAAGUGCUAUCAGCCUCUGAACUAUCUGCUGGCUAUCAAGCAUGGGCCCGUAAGGAUCAAUUGCUAACUGCACAACCUGUCUCUGGUGGAAUGGGAAUGGCGCUACUGCAAAAAAUGGGAUGGAGACCUGGUGAGGGUUUAGGCAAAAAUAAGGAAGGCACUUUAGUGCCAUUACAGUUGGAAGUAAAGCUUGACAAACGAGGUCUUGUCUCCGAUCAGGAUAUUGGUAGUCGAGUUGGAAAAACAGCAAAGCCAGUUGUGCCAACGAUCAAGACUCUUGAAGGAAAACAUCCAGUUUCGUUGUUGGGUGAAUAUUGUUCGAAACGAAAGUUUGGGGCACCGGUAUAUGAGCUGUGUUUUGAGUGUGGACCAGACCAUAAGAAGAAUUUUCUAUUCAAGGUGAAAGUAAAUGGGAUAGAAUACAAACCGAGUGUCGCCAGCCCGAACAAGAAGCAAGCUAAAGCAGAAGCUGCUCAAAUAUGUCUGCAAACUUUAGGACUGCUUGCAGCAUAAAUCUUGUAAAUAUAUGAAAAUAGAUAAAAUAAUGAAUAAAAUAAGUUUGUUUAAAA
This is a messenger RNA of Neodiprion fabricii, 2832 nucleotides long. RefSeq names its product protein Son (gene Son). The record is from RefSeq and is a predicted model, not a curated record. The transcript is spliced from 13 exons. Bases 80 to 2776 code for a protein of 898 amino acids. NCBI's taxonomy places the organism in Eukaryota, Metazoa, Arthropoda, Insecta, Hymenoptera, Diprionidae. Gene Ontology annotation, biological process: regulation of mRNA splicing, via spliceosome; regulation of cell cycle. Gene Ontology annotation, molecular function: RNA binding.